Molecule: messenger RNA, 909 nt
Organism: Trichomonas vaginalis G3
Lineage: Eukaryota; Parabasalia; Trichomonadida; Trichomonadidae
Product: kinase-related family
Exons: 1
Source: RefSeq, a predicted model, not a curated record
AUGGAACAAGAUGUUAUAAAUUUGAAAAACCAUACUACUCAAUAUAAAGUACUGAAAGAUGAAGAAAUAAAACAAAAAGCCCUGAAGACAUAUAUGGAUAGCGAUGAGUAUAAAAAAGAAGUUGAAGCAAAUGUAAAGGCAGAAAAACUUUUACAGUUGCAAAACCAAACCGUACAGUAUGAAAACUUAGCACAAGAAAGUAAAAAUAACGACGCAGCCAUGCAAAAGGCAAUGAAAAGCGCAGAAUAUAUAAAAGCUAAUAAUGACUGGUUAGACGCCCAAGCCAACGCUAAAGCAGCCCAACUUAUAGGGUCAAUAAGGACAAAAAUACAAGCGGAUGAAGACAGUUCAAAUGAAGCUUUAAUGAAUGCUGACUUUAAGAACGCCUUCGAAGCUCUUCAUAGUAAGGUGAAACUAGUGAACGACUUCUCAUCUGGAAAGAAACUGAAGUCUGAAGGUUUCGACAAAGAGUUAAGAGAAGUAGCACAAAAUAUGACGAAAAUAACAGAUGCAGCAACGAGACAGGCAGUUCAAAGUGCCUAUGACGCCGUUAGAGCAACUGUUGUGGAAAGUCAAGAAAAAGAGUUACAACAGACCAAAACAGACCUAGUAAAUGCUUUCUUAAAAACGAAAAGUCAGGUAGGACAUUAUGCUGCAGAUGGAACAUAUGUGCCAGCUGGUGGAACUUAUAUACCAGCUGGUGGAACUUAUAUACUAGCUAGUGGAACUUAUAUACCACCAAACCCUCCAAGAGAAGCACCUGCACCAGGACUACCUAAAACAUUUACAUCGUCACAUGGACACAGACACAGGCAUGCACCAAAACCAACACAACAACCAACACAACAACCAACAGUUCAAAACACUGCACCACAACCAACAGUUCAAAACACUGCACAGCAACCAACA